AUUUUUUUUGAUUCCGGGGCACUACAGACGAUUCCUCUAAACCCUGAACCUCUUUCCCCGGAAAUUCAAAAUCAAUUUACUUUUGGGGGUUUUCACGAAGAUCGUCGUUUCGUUCUCGGAUUAUGCUGUAGAAGUACCCAGUUCAAUUGCACGAUGGUUACUUCGAGGGAUAUCCAUGAGAUCGUUUCCAAGCUCUCGUCGGAUAAAGCCAAAACUCGUGAAGAUGGAGUCAAGUUGUUGAACAUAUGGCUCGAAGGAGAAAGGUCGAUUAACUUCUGUAGGUUUCUUUCGCAAAACACAGCCGAGCUUAAGUUGGACGAGAUUCCAAAUGCUGAAACGUGGCCCUUUUUGGUUAAAAUUCUUCUUCAAUGUGUAUCAAUGGAGGUGUCAGGUAGUAAGAGACGGAUACCCAAACCAACUUUUGCGAAGGCGCUUCGAGUUGUUAUUCAGAGAGCCGAAGAAACCAAGUUUCCUGGUGCCUUUCCUUUGCUAUCUAUGGCCAAAACCAUCUUUACACAUAUACAUGAUAUUUUGAGCAAUACACCUAGCUUUCAUUCAGAGUAUGGGAACAUACUCCGCCAUCUUUUGGAAAUUAAGGAGUACCGUUUCCAAAUGAGAAAGCGUACAUAUUCCAGUUUGGUGAUGUUAUACAUAGAAAGGGCGGAAGCAGGGUUUUGCGAGAAAAACAGUGGUCAACAUAGCCAGAAGGAGGAGGCGUUUCGUUGUAUUGUUACGCUUCAGUCACUUUUAGAGAACCCCCCAGGAGAUUUUUCUGAUGACAUUCGAGAAGAAAUUGUGAAUGGUCUCAUUCACAUCUUCUCUUCUAUAAGAGAUGAAGUAAAGCUCUCACGCAAGCUUAUUGAAUGUGUAAAUUCCUUCUUGCUGAAGGAUGGUCCUAACAUAGGCUCCUUGUCAUUGGACAUUCAUAAUGCGGUCCAACAGUUUGUAUUCCGUUGCUGGUUAACAACCCAUGAUAAGAACCUUAAGGAGAUACUUGCUUCUUAUGGAAGGCUACAGCUAAAUUUGACAAGAGGAUCUAGUGAAUCUAGUUCUCUGGUGGAACAACUUUUGGACGUGGUUACUCGUGAACUGGAUCUUGGUAGUUCAUCAAGUUCUGCAUCACGGGGUGAUUCAACCAAGGAUGAUAAGUUUGGGACGUUGAGCAGCUAUCAGAAUAGCUUGGUUGAGUUGGCUGCACAUGUGCUCUACCGGGCGGUUGUCAAUACUACUAGAUCAUCACUGUCAGAGAAACGAGCUCGAAGGCAACAUAUUACAUUGCGUCUUGUAGAGGCACUUACUGAAGGAAGAUGGCUGUGGUGUGCUGCUUUUGGUUGUCUAGUUCGGACUUAUUGUACUCGCAUCAACAGGGAUCUCCUUAUUUACUGGUUUGAAGCCAUCUGCACAAACUUUCAAAGACUUGUGGAGGAUGCUAGUAUGAGACGUUCUUAUGAUGGUCUAUUAUGGACUUUGAGGAGUUUGCAAGGGCUAUCUUCUGGGUUGUUACUUCCAGCUGCUACUAUCGACAUAUCAAAGUCAUCUGUUUCCUCAAGUGAGCUAGAUCGUGGUUGGCAAUUGAUCUGGAGCUCUUUAAUCCAUGGACUAGCAACAUUCAGCAGCAUGACCGUAAUUGUUGAUGCUGUCUUGGUGCUCCUGGGAUCAAUUAUUUCAAAUAACCACAUAAACGUGGGGAUUCUGCCUCAAGAAGUAUGGGAUCACCAAUUAUUCAGACAUAUACCCUCUGAGCCGGCCUUGUACUUCAUUGCAUGUUAUUUUUCACGUAUGGGUUGCCAGGGAAACCUGCAAGAUGAUCUACAUCUACGACGCAAUCUCCUUAGAGCAGUUUGUGGUCCCCUUAGCUGGAAGGGUCGUUUAACACUGAAUGAGAGAAUGGUUCGCCUUCUACCAGCAGCUGCUUUAGCCCUAUGUACUGGUUCCACAACGACACUUCCAUUACCCAAGGAACAUAUCCCAACACCAUCGAGUUGGGAUGCCUGUGAAGUGGUGAAGAUGGAUGAUGUUGAACAAGAAAAAAAAUUUGGACUGUUUGAAUGCUCUGUAGAGGUUCUAACAAAAGUUUACUCGGAUUCUAGCAAGAUCUCUAGUUACCGAGUUCCUGAUGGAGUACAACUACCUCUGGUACUAAGAGAUCCAUUGCUUCAUGACAUGGAAAUCUAUUUUGCUAGCAUUAUCCCGGAGGACAGUGAGAAAGGACCACUUUCCGACAUAUUUAUGGGAUGUUCUCUGCUGUGUCAUUUUAUGCAUGGUUCUUAUACCACAGGGAAGGGUAAGGGAAGCACUUCGUUCUACUUAAAAGCAAGCCAGUAUUUGUUAGAAAGCCUGGACUACGCUGUUGAAGCAGUUUCAAAGAGCCUCUAUGAUUUUCAAAGGCUUGGAUCCUUGGGGUUUGGCUCAGAUUUUAAUGAGAAAAGUUCUAUAAUAGUUUCGCUGAGGUCUCUUACUAGUUCUCCUGUCUUCAGCAACAGAAGAGACCAAAAUCUUCUUGCCACUAGUUAUGAUACUGUAUUUCACUCCUUAGAGAACCUUUUACGGUCUUUUGCUAAAGUUUACGGAGAAUAUACUGAGCACUCAUGGAAUACCCAAUCUGACACUGUUACUUCGAAAUCUUUAGCACUUGAUCCCCCAGAAGUUGGCAGGAUUGUGGAUAUGGAUUUGGAUCUAGCUGUAGACACUAAAGAGAUCGAUCUUAUAACUGCCGGUGGAAAAGCUGUUCCCGGUGUACCUGUUUCUACGGGGAACUGGAAGUUGGGCAUGAUAUCACUUAUCUCAUGUUUUUCUCCGGUACUUCAGUUUCCUACAUGGGAUGUUUUAUAUAGUAUUAUGGAGAAGGAAUUUGAUCCUAAGGUUUUGGAAAAUAUACUCUAUCAUCUAUGCCAGCUUUCAUGCUUGACUUCUAUGCCGAAGGUUUAUGAUUUGGUUAUUUUCUUGGAUGAUAUGCUCAACACACAAGUAAAGAACAAGCGUAACUGUCUCAAUAUAGUCACUGCCUUACAUGUUUUACUUCAUAAUUUGUUAUCCUCGGGGAUGGAUUCUUCUGGACUCAGACCAAACUCGGAUUUGUCUUUGAAAGAAGGAGAGAGUUGUCAGGUCUUUGAACAACUUGGCGCAAUGGUGAAUAAAGUUUCUGAAUGUGGUCUCUUGGGCUGGUUUGGGCGUGUGAGGCUUAUCAGCUGUAUAUGUAAUUUUGUCUUGCUUAAUCCUCAGAUUGGUCAGACAAUGAUUGAGCGACUUCUACUAAUGCUAAGUGACUCUGAUUAUCGGGUACGGUUUGUCCUGGCAAGACAAAUUGGGCUUUUAUUCCAGACAUGGGAUGGACAUGAGGCAUUAUUCCAAGAUAUUUGCUCCAGCUUUGGUAUUAUAUUGGUAACCUCCUCAAAGGAAAAGCCUGUCACUGCAAGAGAUGUUUUGGCUGCUGGUCCUCAACCUCGCCCAAAAAUGGAGACUGUCAUCAUCACUCUUAUGCACCUUGCAUAUCACAGUGAGAACAUAGAGUUGCAAGCUGUUUUUAUGAUGUGCGCUGUUUCAGCUAUAGAUCCUUGUCAGAGGGAAUUAAUCAUUGCUGCACUUGACAAUCUAUCAGCACAACUCCAUUACCCUUCUAGGUUCAAGUACCUGGAAGAACUCUUGGGCCCGAUCCUCUUUUUCUGGAUUGCAUGUGGUGUCAGUUUAGCUGCUCUUGUUGAGACAAGUCAGCUGUUCAUUCUAAAUGCUGAACCGAAAUAUUUCAUCAACUUUUGUUCCCACUGGCUACUUCCAGCUCUUCUGCUGCAUGAAGAUAAUACUAACCUUGAUUGGGUAGCUAAGAUGGCUGGCAAACCGGUGGCUGUGUUGGUCAAAGAAAAUUUUGUGCCAAUCUUUUCGAUAUGUAUGGGAUUGCACUGUAGUAAAACAUCAGAAUGUGAAAAAGGUGCAUUGGUGCUUCAGAAUUCGAUAUUACAUGUCGGUCAGAUCACCGAGACUGAGAGGGAUAAGCUCAUUAAACGGAAUAUGGUAUCUAUUGUUAGUUUUGUUUUAUCACGUGCAUCCUCUUCACCAGAACCUCCGGUUCCUACUUUUUCUCGUGACACCAUUUCACGUGCAGUUCAAACAAUUGUGGAUGGUUUUCUGGAAACCGCUGAUUAUCCCAAGAAUGCGGUGGUCAUUGAUAAUAUCAAUGUUUUUCGCCCAGAUAGAGUGUUCAUGUUCAUCACAGAAAUACAUUAUAAAAUGUCAGCUGCAUGCCAUCAUCGGCAUACGCGUCAUCACUUGGCCGCUCUAGAAGAGCUUACUAUUAUUCUUGGUCAUAGAGCUUUAGUUCCAAGUUCCUUAAAUUAUAUAUUCAAUCUUGUUGGACAAUUUAUCGCCUCUCCCUCAUUACAAGACCAGUGUUGUAGUAUAGCUUCCUGUUUGCUGGAUUCGUUCAGAAGCAAUCCGGCCAAAGAAAUUGUUGGUGUACUAGGUGACCAACUCCAGUUUUUGGUCUCAAAGCUAGUUACAUGCUGCAUCGAUGCUGAAGCGAACUCCAAAGUUUCUGGUUCUAAGUCAUCUCAACUUGUAAAUUUGCUCCACAAGCUAAUUGUUAAUUCAGAAUCUUCUCUCCAUGAAGAUAUAAGAGAUUUAGAACCAUUGCCCGAUAUGGAAAAUUUUCGUGUCAUUCGCGAAUCACACAUCAGGAUAUGCGAAGGUUACUCUCCAAGGAAUCAUCUGUUGAAGGUCGAACACACUGAAGUUUUUAAUAAUUACAUUGUUGUUGGAAUUUCAUCACUAACAGUUUUUUGUGGGUUCUUUCCUGUUCCGCUACAACAGUGUGCCAGAAGAUCAUGUUAUCUUCCACCAAGAUUCCUUUCCUGGAGUCUCCAAGCGCUGCACAACAAGCUCAUAGCUACUGAAGCUUCACAAGGAGAGUCAAAUCUCGAAACUGGAGAUAGCUUUUGGCAUUCUGAUGAUGAAAUUGUAAAUGCUGUUUGGACUCUUGUCCGGGUGUCUGCUUCAGAUGAGGCAGAUAAUAUGAGAUUGUUGGCGUCGGAUUUUCUUUCCAGGGUUGGUAUUGGGGACCCCCACACUGUUGUUUUCCAUCUUCCUGGGGAGUUGAGAUCCAUGCAUGAUCUUCAAUUUGUUAGCCAUAAUAAAGGAUCAAAAGAUAGUUCUUAUACUGAGAAUGGCAUAUCCGAUGAAACCCUUAUCUCACUGUUAAAAAUUCUGAAGAAGUAUCUUUUGGAUGACUCUGUAAAGAUAAUUGAUGUGACGUCUCAAACCCUUCGGGGAAUUCUUUCUACUGAAAGGGGGCAGCAAGCAUUAUCUUCUAUCGAUUCGUGUGAGAGAUCUUUGAUUGAGGUACAUGGCAGGGGCGUUAACCUUGACACUGUUGAAAAGAUCUUACUGGAUAGCGAAAAGCAGUACAAAGCUGAGAACUUUUCACUGGAGAAGUCUGAGGUGUGGUCCACGUAUAAUAAAAACUUUGAUGGAUGGAUUUGUCAGCUUGUGUACUGUAUGAUCUCUUUAUGUGAGGAUGUCCCAAUAAGGUUAUGCCAGAAUAUAGCAAUGCUGAAAGCUGAAAUUUCUGAGCUUUUGUUUCCAAGUGUUAUUGUUAGUCUUGCAGGAAGGGUAGGGACAGAUAUCAAUUUACACGAACUAAUUACAUCACAGGUGAAAGAGCACAUCUUCAUUGAUUCAAACAAGCUAACAAAGUCGAAGCAGAUCAUGUUAAAUACCCUGAAUGAACUGCGAAUGUGUUAUGUCCUUGAAAGAUCAACUUUUUCUGAGCAAACUAAAAGAGAAAAGAAUAUUAAGCAUUCUAACUACAGUUCUAGAUCUUGCUCCAGCGCUGCUAAGAUCAGAGAUGUGGAAACAGCUAAUGGAAUGGCAGCGUCCAUAACUGCAAAUUGGGACAAGGUUUAUUGGCUUUCCAUUGAUUAUCUUGUUGCUGCCAGAUCAGCAGUAGUUUGUGGUGCAUAUUUGACCGCCGCCAUGUAUGUUGAGUAUUGGUGUGAGGAGAAAUUUGGAAGUCUAAGCCUCGGAGAUCCUGAUUUUUCUUAUCAUGAUAUGUUACCGGAUCAUGUUGAGAUACUUGUGUCUGCAAUAACAAGAAUAAAUGAGCCUGACAGCUUGUAUGGGGUUAUACAUUCAAAUAAGUUGUCUGCUCAAAUAACCACAUUUGAGCAUGAGGGAAACUGGAGUAGGGCACUUGAGUACUAUGACUUACAAGCACGUUCACAGAAGAUGGUGGUGCCUGGUAGCCUUCCUGAAAAUCUAGGGGUGGAACAUUUUCAGCCAACAACUAGUGCACAACAUUCUGUCUUUGGCGAAGGGGAGGUCCAGAGACAACCUUUCAAAGGGCUCAUUAGGUCGUUGCAGCAGACAGGCUGUAUGCAUGUUCUCGAUCUGUAUUGCCGGGGCUUGACUUCCCGAGAAGGCUCCUUUCAGUAUGAUCCAGAGUUCAUCGAAUUGCAGUAUGAGGCUGCAUGGCGUGCAGGAAAAUGGGAUUUUUCUUUACUUUAUCCACAAACGCACUCCCCACCUAUGCAACAUGUCAAGAACAAUAUUUAUCAUGAAAAUCUGCACGGUUGUUUAAGAGCUUUGCAAGAAGGGGAUUGCAAUGGGUUUCAUGUAAAACUGAAGGAUGCCAAGAAGGAGCUUGUAUUGUCCAUUUCCCGUGCAAGUGAAGAAAGCACUGAAUUUAUAUACUCAGCAGUAGUGAAACUUCAGAUUCUUUAUCAUCUUGGACUAGUUUGGGAUCUUCGCUGGACGACAUCUUCACAUGAAAGUGUGCAAGGCUAUCCAGUCAAACAAAUGGCAUGUGCAGACCCUGUGACACCAACAAUGGAGCAGUUGUCUUGGCUUAAUAAGGAUUGGAUCUCUAUUACUACACAAACUCAGUUGCACAUGAAUUUGUUGGAGCCAUUAGUCGCAUUUAGGCGAGUCCUCCUCCAAAUCUUGGGAUGUGAGCAAUGUACUAUGCAACAUCUUUUGCAGUCUGCUUCGUUACUUCGCAAGGGAUCAAAGUUUUCUCAUGCAGCCGCGUCUCUGCAUGAGUUCAAGUUCCUUUGUGCAAAAAGUGAUGGAGGACAACCUGUUCCAGAUUGGCUUGGAAGGAUUGAAGAGGCAAAACUAUUACAUGCCCAAGGGCGGCAUGAAGUUGCCAUCAGCCUGGCAAACUACAUCUUACAAAAUUAUCAGUUAAAAGAAGAGGCUUCAGAUAUAUACCGUGUGAUUGGGAAGUGGCUAGCGGAAACCAGAUCUAGCAACUCUAGAACAAUUUUAGACAAGUACCUCAAGCCUGCAGUUUCGCUUGCCAAAAACCCGAGUUCCGAGAUCAGCAAAAGAUUGGUAGAUAGACAAAGCCAGACUUGGUUUCAUCUGGCACAUUAUGCAGAUGCUCUGUUUAAAAGUUAUGAGGAGAGACUCUCUUCCAGUGAAUGGCAAGCUGCAAUGCGGCUACGAAAACACAAGACGAAAGAGUUGGAGGUGCUUAUUAAACGUUAUAAGAAGUCAAAGAAGGGGGAACAAUCUGACUAUUCACUGAAGAUUCAAGAGCUGCAGAAGCAACUAACAAUGGACAAAGAAGAGGCAGAGAAGCUGCAGGUUGACAGGGACAACUUUCUGAAACUUGCGUUGGAGGGGUAUCAACGUUGCCUGCAAAUUGGUGACAAAUAUGAUGUCCGAGUGGUCUUUAGACAAGUAUCCAUGUGGUUUAACCUCGCCUCCCAGAAAAAUGUUAUUGAUAACAUGUUUAGCACCAUUAGUGAGGUUCAGUCUUACAAAUUUGUACCACUUGUCUAUCAGAUUGCUUCAAGGUUGGGUAGUUCUAGAGAUGAAUCAGGAUCUAACAGCUUUCAGUCUGCUCUGGUUUCACUUCUCAGAAAAAUGGCCAUUGAUCAUCCAUACCAUACUAUCCUUCAGCUUCUGGCUUUGGCGAACGGUGAUAGAAUCAAGGAUAACCAACGCAGUAGAAACUCUUUCGUGGUUGAUAUAGAUAAAAAGGUUGCUGCAGAGCAUCUUUUGCAGGAUGUAUCACAGCAUCAUGGGCCUAUGAUUAGACAAAUGAAACAACUGGUAGAUAUCUACAUCAAGCUUGCAGAGCUUGAAACAAGGAGAGAGGAUACUAAUAAAAGGGUAGCACUGCCAAGAGAAAUUCGUAGUGUGAAACAAUUGGAACUUGUACCUGUAGUGACUGCUACAAUUCCUGUUGACCGUAGCUGCCAAUACAAUGAAGGGUCGUUCCCUUCUUUCAGAGGUUUAUCAGAUUCUGUUACAGUGAUGAAUGGUAUUAAUGCUCCAAAAGUAGUUGAAUGCUUUGGCUCUGAUGGCCGAAAAUAUAAGCAACUUGCAAAAUCUGGCAAUGAUGACCUCAGACAAGAUGCUGUUAUGGAACAAUUUUUUGGGCUCGUCAAUACCUUCCUACAUAAUAAUCGGGACACAUGGAAGAGAAGAUUAGCUGUACGCACAUACAAGGUUGUUCCUUUUACCCCAAGCGCUGGUGUUCUUGAGUGGGUUGAUGGCACAAUUCCACUUGGAGAUUAUCUUAUAGGAAGCUCAAGAGCUGGGGGCGCUCAUGGUCGUUAUGGCAUUGGAAACUGGAAUUAUUCUAAAUGCCGAGAACAUAUGUCGAGCGCAAAAGACAAGCGCAAAGCCUUCAUGGAUGUCUGCACAAACUUCAGGCCUGUCAUGCAUUACUUUUUCCUGGAAAAAUUCCUGCAUCCUGCUGACUGGUUUGUGAAGAGGCUUGCGUAUACACGUAGUGUUGCAGCUAGUUCAAUGGUUGGGUACAUCGUUGGUCUUGGUGACCGUCAUGCCAUGAAUAUUUUAAUCGAUCAAGCCACAGCAGAAGUUAUCCACAUAGAUCUUGGAGUUGCCUUUGAACAAGGAUUAAUGCUCAAGACUCCUGAACGGGUCCCUUUCAGGCUGACAAGAGAUAUAAUUGAUGGAAUGGGUAUCACAGGAGUGGAAGGCGUUUUCAGGAGAUGUUGCGAAGAAACCUUGUCUGUGAUGCGAACAAAUAAAGAGGCCCUCCUUACAAUUGUUGAAGUUUUCAUACAUGAUCCUCUAUAUAAAUGGGCCUUGUCCCCUUUAAAAGCUUUGCAAAGACAGAAGGAAACUGAAGAUUACGAUGGCAUGAACUUGGAAGGAUUACAAGAGGAAUUCGAAGGUAACAAGGAUGCUGCACGUGCCUUGAUGCGUGUCAAGCAAAAACUUGAUGGCUAUGAGGGUGGUGAGAUGAGAAGCAUACAUGGCCAGGCACAGCAACUAAUACAAGAUGCAAUAGACACAGAUCGUUUGUCACAUAUGUUCCCUGGUUGGGGGGCCUGGAUGUAACUAACAACAGCAGCCUUCUUCCGCAUAUGCUCCAAUUUCUUUUGGUCUGUAAAUAUUGAAAGUAAUGUUCAAACACUCUGCUGCCAAGUUUUGUAUAUUAGCCCAGGACGAUGGUAUGGAGCAUUCUGCUACAAACUAUAUCUUGGGUUGGCGGUACAGUUGUAUGAUUUAAGAGCUAAUGGGCUCACGCGUUAAUGUACACCCACCAACAUGAAUUAAACUA
Messenger RNA from Raphanus sativus (radish), 9532 nucleotides. Its product is annotated as serine/threonine-protein kinase ATM. The transcript is spliced from 78 exons. Gene Ontology annotation, molecular function: protein binding; protein serine/threonine kinase activity. The record is from RefSeq and is a predicted model, not a curated record. The coding region runs from base 154 to 9309 and encodes 3051 amino acids. NCBI's taxonomy places the organism in Eukaryota, Viridiplantae, Streptophyta, Magnoliopsida, Brassicales, Brassicaceae. Gene Ontology annotation, biological process: DNA repair.